This is a messenger RNA of Musa acuminata AAA Group (dessert banana), 2434 nucleotides long. Its product is annotated as receptor-like protein EIX1. Lineage: Eukaryota; Viridiplantae; Streptophyta; Magnoliopsida; Zingiberales; Musaceae. The record is from RefSeq and is a predicted model, not a curated record. Bases 89 to 1720 code for a protein of 543 amino acids. Gene Ontology annotation, molecular function: protein binding. The transcript is spliced from 2 exons.
UCCACCAACGGGGCACUCACGCAUGCGUUACGCAAAUAUGAACUUAUAUACAGACACGAGGCUUUAGGGGUAGAGCUCACCGUAAAACAUGGGUGGGAGAGCCCCUCUUCUUUUCCUCACCUUUUCUCUUGCUGUUCUGAGCAUUGAGCUUGGUAUUUCUCAUGGCUGUCGAGAGACGGAGAGGAAAGCCCUCAUCGACUUCAAGCGUGGACUUCAUGAUCCUUCCAAUCGUCUCUCUUCCUGGGUCGGGGAGGACUGUUGUGCGUGGAAAGGAGUUGGCUGCAGCAACAUCUCUGGUCAUGUUGUCAAGCUGGAUCUUCGAAAUAGAUGUUCAUUUCUAGCUGACGACUGCACUCAUCAGGAGGUGUCCUUCUUGUUGGAUGAUGAUCCAGGAUGCAGAUGGGCACUGCAUGGUGACAUAACUCCAUCACUGCGUUCUCUCCAACAACUUAAUCACCUGGACCUCAGCGGCAACUGUUUUACGCAUAAACCCAUCCCCAAGUUCUUUGGAGCUUUCAGAAGACUAACAUAUCUUAACCUCUCAGGGGCAGGCUUCGUGGGUAGAGUACCUGAUCAGCUCGGAAAUCUAUCCACUUUGCAGCACCUCGACCUUUCUUAUAACUGCAAUGGGGAUGAUGACGGUGAUGGCUUCUUCUGCUUGUACCUUGAGAACACAAGAUGGAUCUCUAUGCUCACUUCCCUUCGGCACCUUAACAUGAAUUUGGUCAAUUUUACAAAUGCGUCCAACUGGUUGCAAGAUUUGAACGUGCUUCCACGUGUUCAGGAGAUUAAAUUAAGUUCUUGUGACUUAGGGACCUUUCCACAUUCAUUGUCUGAUGUCAACUUCACAUCUCUCACCACUCUUGAUUUAGGAGACAAUGAUAUAAACUCCACCAUACCAGAUUGGGUGUUCAAUAUUACUAGCCUCGAGUACCUUUAUCUUGGUGGGAAUGACCUACAUGGGUUCUUUCCUAAUUCUAUUACGAAGUUGACAUCUCUCAGGGAACUCGAUUUGUCUAGGAGUGAGUUCCAAGAUGGCUUCAUGCAGGUAGCUCCUAUAUCUAAUCUCUGCAAGCUCCAAAUUCUAUACCUGCGCCAGGUGCUUAUCAACGAUGUGUUUGCCAAUCUAAAAAUGGUUUUCUCUGGAUGUCUUAAGUAUAGUAUGGAGGAAUUGGACCUCAGCGACACCCAGCUGAGUGGUUCCUUUCCGGAUUGGCUAGGGAACAUCAAGAAUCUCAAAUCUCUUUAUCUUUCUUUCAACUCCCUCUGUGGAUCAGUGCCUGCAUCUAUCGGGAAUCUAUCAUUGCUGCAACAUUUAGUUUUAUAUUCUAAUGAUUUGAAUGGGACGAUUUCGGAAGGCAUCGGACAACUGAAGAGCCUUAUCUAUUUGGAUCUCAGUAGUAACUCGUUGAGCUUAUCGGAGGUCCAAUUGGCUAAUCUAUCAAGUUUAAGGUAUUUGGACAUUUCGAACAACUACGACUCCAGAAAAAGUGGAGUAGGAGUAAUAGACAUGAUUCUCGAUGGGCUUCCUUCUAGUCUCGAGCAUUUGGAUCUUUCUUACAACUCUCUCCACAGAUCAUUGCCUAUAUCUCUUGGAAACCUCUCUAUGCUGCAAUCUUUGUUUCUACGUUCCAGUUACCUGAAUGGGAUGUUGCCGGAAGGGAUCAAACGGUUGAAGGGCCUCGUCCAAUUGGAUCUUUACAAUAACUCGUUGGCCUAAUCAGAGGAUGACCUUGCUAAUCUAUCAAGUUUGAAAUAUUUGGACAUUUCAUACAACUCUAUACACUUGAACAAAAGCAAUGACUGGAUCCCUCCUUUUCAGCUUCUAAGCCUCUCCAUGGAUUUCUGCCAAAUACUGCCCAUUCCCCAUUUUCCGAAAUGGCUCCAAACACAAGCCAGUCUUCGUCGACUACAAUUGUCAAGUGCGGGUAUCAAAGACAUGUUUUUCGAUAGGCUUCCUUCUUGUCUCGAGUAUUUGGAUCUCUCUUACAACUCUCUCCAUGGAUCAUUGCCUGCAUCUCUUGGAAACCUCUCUAUGCUACAAUCUUUGAUUUUACGUUCCAAUUAUUUAAAUGGGAUGUUUCCGGAAGGCAUCAAACGGUUGAAGGGCCUCGUCCAAUUGGAUCUUCACAAUAAUUCGUUGAGCUUAUCAGAGGACGACCUUGUUAAUCUAUCAAGUUUGAAAUAUUUGGACAUUUCAUACAACUCUAUACACUUGAACAAAAGCGAUGAUUGGAUCCCUCCCUUUCAGCUUAACACCCUUCUCAUGGGAUUCUGCCAAAUACUACCUAUACCCCAUUUUCCGAAAUGGCUUCGAACACAAACCACUCUUGGUGAAUUAUAUUUAUCAAACACAGGUAUGAAAGAAACGAUUCCCAACUGGCUUCCAUCCGGUCUCGAGUAUUUGGAUCUAUCCGAUAACAAGAUUACUGGU